GUCCCGAGGCGAGUAAACACUUCCGCUUUGUCGCGAUGGACUCAAACAAGGACGAAGCGGAGCGGUGCAUCAAAAUAGCCCUAAAUUCGAUCGGCGGCAACCAGCCAGACAAAGCCAGGAAGUUUCUAGAGAAGGCCCAGCGCCUGUUUCCGACAGAUCGAGCCCAAAACUUGCUGGAGUCGUUAAAGCAGAACGGAAAGCAUCCGGAGGAGAAUGGCGGCCCUGUGAACGGAGACGGACCCGCGAUGAGGCACCGCAGCCACGGCGAGGAGGCUGAUGUGUCCGCGAAGGGGGACUCGGCCAAGCCCUACACCGCAGAGCAGCUGGACGCCGUCAGGAAGAUUAAGAGCUGUAAAGAUUAUUACCAAAUUCUGGGGGUUGAAAAGACGGCCCCUGAAGAGGAUCUUAAAAAGGCUUACAGAAAACUGGCUCUGAAAUUUCACCCAGAUAAAAAUCAUGCACCCGGAGCCACAGAGGCAUUUAAAGCAAUCGGUAAUGCCUACGCCGUUCUGAGCAACGUCGAGAAACGAAGGCAGUAUGACCAGUAUGGAGAGGAGCGAUCACACCCAAGCAGACAAAGACACCAUCGGGACUUCGAAGCAGAUAUUUCACCCGAAGACCUCUUCAACAUGUUCUUCGGUGGAGGCUUCCCGUCAAGCAACGUACAUGUUUACAGAAAUGGAAGAAUGCACUUUGCACAUCAUAAUAGGCCAGAAAGACGAGAACAACAGAGAGAGGGAGGUCUGGCUCUCUUUGUCCAGCUGAUGCCCAUCUUAAUCCUCAUCAUUGUGUCUGCACUCAGCCAGAUGAUGGUCACCCAGCCUCCCUACAGCCUUAGCUACCGCCCGUCAGCUGGACAUAUUCACAAAAGGCAUACAUCCAACCUGAAGGUGCCUUUCUACGUGGGAGACCGUUUCAAUGACGAACAUUCGGGCAAUAAUCUAAAGACUGUUGAGAGAAGUGUAGAAGAAGACUACAUCUCCAAUCUCAGAAACAACUGUUGGAAGGAGAAGCAGCAGAAGGAGGGCUUGCUGUAUCGUGCUCGUUACUUUGGGGAUUCGGAGUUGUACCAACGGGCGCAGAGGAUGGGCACGCCCAGCUGCUCCCGACUAUCUGAGAUUCAGGUCUUAUUGGACGGCUAGAACCACUUGGACAUAACAUGGGUUCCCUGGUACUUGAAAUCGAAUUAGAAGAAAUCUGUCGGAGCCCACUCAAAUUGGAGCACAUUUUUCUGCGGCAAAACCAAGAGAAUCAAAAAUGCCUUACGCGCAGUGGGCGGCGGACCUCGUCAGGGAACCUCUCUGCCACUCGGUGUAGAUUGACUUCCUGUAGAACUGUGAGAAGCUUUGAGUUGACUGCUGACAUUUUGUUAAACUCGUGUCUUUGGGGGUUGGUGCAAGUCCACGGGGGCGUCAGUGGAACGUAAGAGCAUAUUAGAACGGUAACAAAGCUGCUAAGAUUAGCUUUCUCUGUCCCAAUCUUUUUUUUUGUUUUGUUUUCCUUCAACAAUUUGAGAAACCUCAUGGCCUUCUCAUAGAUGGAUGUCUGAGCCACUCGCAAGGAAAGUGUGUAAUUUUUAUAGUUCUUACCUAUGUAAAUAUUCAUUUUACUUUUAACAGUGCAGGGUUCAUUGAAGUUAAUAUCAUAUACUACAAUAUUAUGUGGAUUCGCUUGUAGUCUGUCGAAAGUAUUGAAAAUCAUUGCACAAAUAAAAAGUAAACCAUAUUUAUUAAAUUAACAUGCUAAAAUUGUACAAAAGUUUCUUUAAAUUAAAUUUGUCCAAUGAUUGAA
Scophthalmus maximus (turbot) is the source of this 1791-nucleotide messenger RNA. RefSeq names its product DnaJ heat shock protein family (Hsp40) member B12a (gene dnajb12a). Bases 36 to 1142 code for a protein of 368 amino acids. Gene Ontology annotation, molecular function: Hsp70 protein binding. The record is from RefSeq and is a predicted model, not a curated record. NCBI's taxonomy places the organism in Eukaryota, Metazoa, Chordata, Actinopteri, Pleuronectiformes, Scophthalmidae. Gene Ontology annotation, cellular component: endoplasmic reticulum membrane. The transcript is spliced from 9 exons. Gene Ontology annotation, biological process: cellular response to misfolded protein.